Molecule: messenger RNA, 1831 nt
Organism: Dipodomys ordii (Ord's kangaroo rat)
Lineage: Eukaryota; Metazoa; Chordata; Mammalia; Rodentia; Heteromyidae
Gene: Fpgt
Product: fucose-1-phosphate guanylyltransferase
Exons: 4
Coding region: 20-1798 (592 amino acids)
Molecular function (GO): transferase activity, transferring phosphorus-containing groups
Source: RefSeq, a predicted model, not a curated record
GCUCCCGGAAGGGGCAGGCAUGGCGGCUGUUAGGGUCCCGCCAAGCGUGUCUCUACAGGAAGCCACGCAACGAAAACUGAAGAAGUUUUCGGAACUCAGAGGCAAACCUGUGGCACCUGGAGAAUUCUGGGACAUAGUUGCAAUAACAGCAGCUGAUGAAAAGCAGGAAAUUGCUUAUAGGCAACAACUAUCAGAGAAGCUGAAAAGAAAUGAAUUACCCCUUGGAGUUCAAUAUCAUGUUUUUGUUGAUCCUGCAGGAGCCAAAAUUGGAAAUGGAGGAUCUACACUUUGUGCUCUUCAAAGUUUGGAAAAGCUAUAUCGAGAUAAAUGGAGUUCUUUUACUAUCCUAUUAAUUCACUCUGGUGGCUACAGUCAACGGCUUCCAAAUGCAAGUGCUCUGGGGAAAAUUUUCACUGCUUUACCACUUGGUAAUCCCAUUUAUCAGAUGUUAGAAUUAAAAUUAGCCAUGUACAUUGACUUCCCCUCACAUAUGAAUCCUGGAAUUUUGGUUACCUGUGCAGAUGAUAUUGAAUUAUAUAGUAUUGGAGAAUCAGAGUAUAUUAGGUUUGAUAAACCUGGCUUUACUGCAUUAGCUCAUCCUUCUAGUUUGACUGUAGGUACAACACAUGGGGUAUUUGUCUUGGAGUCUUCUAAUUGUUUAAAAUAUAGAGCCCUUGAAUACAGAUGUUGCUACCGUUUCCUUCAUAAGCCCAGUAUAGGAAAGAUGUAUCAAUUUAAUGCUGUAUGUAAACAUGGAGACUUCUGUCAACAAGACUUUGGUGGAGGUGACACUGCCUAUUUUCAUUUAGAUUCAGAGUAUGUUUACACAGAUAGUCUCUUUUAUAUGGAUUAUAAAUCAGCAAAAAAGUUACUUGCUUUUUAUGAACAAAUAGGCACACUGACGUGUGAAAUAGAUGCCUAUGGGGAUUUUCUGCAAGCACUGGGACCUGAAGCAAGUGUGGACUACACCAGAGAUACAUCAAAUGUCACUCAAGAAGAAUCAGCGUUGGUAGAUGUGAGACAAAAAAUAUUUCAUCUACUUCAAGGAACACCCUUAAAUGUUGUUGUUCUUAAUAACUCCAAGUUUUAUCACAUUGGAACAACUGAAGAAUAUUUGUUUCAUUUUACUUCAGAUAGCAGUUUGAAGUCAGAGCUUGGCUUACAAUCCAUAGCUUUCAGCAUCACUCCAGAUAUUCCAAAAGGCUCUGCUAAAACAUCCUGUGUCAUUCAAAGUAUACUAGACUCAGGAAUUUCUGUGGCACCUGGCUCUGUUAUAGAGUAUUCCAGAUUGGAGCCUGAUGUGUGCAUUGGGGAAAACUGCAUUAUUAGCAAUUCGUAUAUUGUAACCAAAGCUGUCCUGCCUGCGAAUUUGUUUUUGAGUUCUUUAAGCUUGAAGAUAAAAGGAUCCUUAAAGUAUUCAACUAUGGCAUUUGGAAUGCAAGAUGACUUGAAGAAGAAUGUGAAAACAUUGUUAGAUAUAAAGUUGCUUCAGUUCUUUGGUGUCUGUUUUCUGUCAUGUUUAGAUAUUUGGAAUCUUAAAGUUACAGAGGAACUGUUUUCAGGAAAUAAGGCAUGUUUUAGUUUGUGGACUGCUCGCAUUUUUCCAGUAUGCUCUUCUUUGAGUGAAUCAGUUACAACAUCACUAAAGAUGUUAAAUGCUGUGAAGAACAAUUCACCAUUUAAUAUGAAUAGCUUUCAGCUGUUAUCCAUUGAAGAAAUGCUUGUUUAUAAAGAUGUAGAAGACAUGAUAGCUUAUAGGGAGAAAAUUUUUCUAGAAAUUAGUUUAAAUAAAAAAUAAUUUGGAGAUAUCUUAAAUAUAUAUUUAAAUACA